AUGGGAAUCAUUGAUCGCAUCAAGGAAAUUGAGGAUGAGAUGAAACGGACACAGAUUAAUAAAGCCACGGAGGGUCAUCUUGGUCGUCUUAAGGCUAAGCUUGCCAAGCUCCGAACAGAGCUUUUAGAUGAAGGAAAGUCAAGCGGUGGUGGUGGCGAAGGAUUUGAUGUGGCCAAGAGUGGCGAUGGACGUGUGGCGUUGAUUGGGUUUCCUAGUGUCGGAAAAUCAACGAUGCUAAGUCAACUGACCGAAACACAGUCAGAGACCAACGCAGUGGAGUUUACGACACUCACGUGCAUUCCGGGCAACUUGAUCUACAACGAUGUUCGCAUUCAGUUGCUAGAUCUGCCGGGCAUUAUCGAAGGCGCCGCUCACGGACGAGGACGUGGAAGAGAGGUGAUUGCCGUGGCUAAGUCUGCCGAUAUGAUCCUGAUGGUCCUGGACGCAGGUCGAGAAGCUGGCAACCGCCACCGUGAGAUCUUGGAGAACGAACUGGAGACUGUUGGGUUGCGUCUCAACCGACAGCCACCUGACAUUUACUUCCGGAAGAAAAAUGGUGGUGGUAUCACUUUUAACAGUACUCUUCGCCUGACAAAGCUUGGAGAUGAUCCGUACCAGACAGUGUACAAGAUUUUGCAUGAAUACAAGCUGCACAACUGUGAGGUGCUUUUCCGCGAGGACUGCACGACGGACGAUCUGAUUGAUGUGAUCGAAGGCAAUCGGAAGUAUGUGAAGUGUCUGUACGUGUACAACAAGAUUGAUGUGGUGUCGAUUGAAGAUGUGGAUCGGCUGGCGCGCAUGCCGAACUCGACUGUAAUUGCGUGCGCCCACGAGGACCGUCCAGCGCUCAACUUCGACACACUUCUGGCCAAGAUGUGGGACUACAUGGGACUGACACGUGUUUACACAAAGCGUCGUGGAGAGGCCCCUCAAUUCGAUGAGCCGGUUGUCCUUGGCUCGGAGCGAAAAGGUGUAAGCGUUCAGUCUGCGUGCAUGUCGAUUUCGAAAGACAUGCUGGAUAACUUUAAUUAUGCACUGGUGUGGGGCACGAGCACAAAGUAUAACCCGCAGCGUGUUGGUAAGGAGCAUAUGCUUUGUGACGAGGAUGUGCUACAAGUUAUUGUGAAGACAGCUAACCAGCAAAAGCGCGACAAGAACUACAACCAGAAGGUUCAGGCGUACUUUGAUAAAUACAAGAAGAAGAAGAAAGCGCUGAAAACCUAA
This is a messenger RNA of Peronospora farinosa, 1224 nucleotides long. NCBI's taxonomy places the organism in Eukaryota, Oomycota, Peronosporomycetes, Peronosporales, Peronosporaceae. The record is from the annotation of a GenBank genome assembly.